Messenger RNA from Nasonia vitripennis (jewel wasp), 2221 nucleotides. Its product is annotated as serine/threonine-protein phosphatase 6 regulatory ankyrin repeat subunit C-like. The record is from RefSeq and is a predicted model, not a curated record. The transcript is spliced from 4 exons. Gene Ontology annotation, molecular function: protein binding. Bases 759 to 1316 code for a protein of 185 amino acids. Lineage: Eukaryota; Metazoa; Arthropoda; Insecta; Hymenoptera; Pteromalidae.
ACGCAGAAAAUACAGACUUCUACUUGAACACUUGGACGGAGUUGAACCUUUUAUUUUGUUGAAUUUGUUGAUGGAUGUUGCUUCUACUUGGACUGAGCCUCAAAUCCCCAGACAAACUUAACGAAUAUAAACUUGGUAUAGAAGGACGGUCAGUAUUGGCGCCGGGGUCCCAUUUUGAAAUACACGUAGAGCCAUACUACACUAUAGCUGUCCCCCAAGACUGCAUUGGAAAGACCUAUAACACACUAUACCUGUCCCCCAAAUUUUCGACCCUUCAAUUUAACCAGUGACCGUUCUUCUAUACCAAGUCUAUAUUCGUUGUUUUAAGCUUAUUGUGAUUCAAAAUAAACAAAUGCAAGGGAAAUUUUUUUAAUUUUAAAAAUCAAACAUGGCUUUGGAUUUGGAUAGUUCAAAUCCAUUGCACAAAGCUUUAUUGUUCGAUGACCACAGUUCACUGCAGCGUUUAUUAGAGGGAGUCAAUGUUGUUGAGUAUCGUGAGGAAGAUGAUUCUACGUUGCUCCAUCUGGCAGCAUGUGCUUUCAAUGCAUGUUUCAUGAAAUACUUAAUUGAAGCUGGAUGUGACGUGAAUGCUAGAAAUGAUAAUCAAGAUGUUCCUCUACACGCUAUUAUGAGAUUUGGUAAAGGAUCUAUGGAGACCUGCGCACCAAUUGUUAAGUUACUUACACAAGCUGGUGCUGAGAUGGAUUUGAAAAAUUCAUUAGGCCAAGAUGCACUAAAUCUUUGCAUCGGCGGAAUUGAUGACGGAUGAUUUUUAUGAUGAUCUUGUGACUGCCAAAAUUUUAUUAGAUGCUGGUGCUAAUGUAAACAUUAAGGACAAUUCUAAUUUUAAUGAUACACCUCUACAUAAAGCAGCAUACAGAUUAGAAAGUAAAACUGUGGAUCUGUUACUUAGUUAUGAAGCUGAUGUCAAUUUGCAAAAUUGUUAUGGAGAUACAGCUCUACAUAAAGUUGCACGUACAGGACAAAUGACGUAUGGUGAUGAGGAUGAUAAACAUUCCAAACAACUUUGUAUUUUGCAGUCACUAUUGAAGAAAGGAGCAGAUGUAAAUAUUGAAAACCAAAAAGAACAAACCCCGUUUCAUUAUUUGCUUGAAACAGGAAAUAAAGAAGCCAUCGAGCUUUUGAUUACACACGGAGCUAAUUUGACUAAAGAAGAUUACAAAGACAGAGGACCACUGUUAUUUGCUGCAGUAAAUUCAGAUGCCAGUGUUAUGAAAUUAUUAAUAGACAAAGGUUGUAAUAUAGAAGAACGAGAUAUUUUUGAUCGCACACCUCUGCAUCGCGCUAUCAAAUAGCAAAUUUUGGUGGUCUACGUCUAAUGCAGAGCUUUUAGUUGAUUCAUUAAUAGAUUUAGGGGCCGAUGUUAAUGCUCUUGUUCUUAAUCAUAAAAUGGUACUUGACAUCGUUGAAUAUUCUGCAACAGAUGAAUCAAGAUACUUUGUCAUAAAACUUUUUGCAAAAUUAAAAUUUUUGGGUAUUGAGGUAGAUGAUUCACAAAUAGAAGAUAUUGAAAAUGAUGAAGAUCGUUUUAUAGAAUAUUACGAAAAAUGUUCAAGCGAAUUGUCAACAAUACAGAAUUUCACUUUUUAUGGUACAACUCCGAUUUUGCCUAUUUUUAAAAAUAAUCAAACAAUUUUGAAAAAUUACAUUAAAAAUCCAAACUUAACAUCAGCAUUUAAUUCGAUUAAUUUUUCUGAGCUCUUUCCGAUUUAUGGGAAUCGUAUGAAAAAUAUAUUUGCAAUAGAAGGAAAUAGACAUGAGUUGCGGACAGAUGCAUUCAAUACUCUAAGCAAAAGUUUGCCAAGUAGAAUAAGUACAGUAGUUAUAGUACAAGAAAUCAUGAACUAUCUAGAUGAUAAGGCAUUAGUGGGACUUAUGAAGCCCUUUAAUAAGUACUAUAUUGAUUCACAUACUAAAUACGUAAAUUUAUCUAGUCGUUUUGAAAUUCCUGUAGCAAUGUAACUUCUUACCAUUUUGUCAAACGGACUAGCUUCCGAAUUCAAUUAUUAAGUCGAAUAAUUUGCAUCAGAAACUCCAGAAUGAUUAAGAGCAUGUAUCUUAUACAAGAAAUAAGCAUACAUGUAAACCUUUUGUAAUAGCAUAAUGUACAAUUUUGUAUUUUAUUAUAACAAAUUUUAAAUAUGUAUAAAAUCAAUUACAUAAUGUAUAAUAAAGAUUAAUAAAUAUUUUUAGUAAUAAA